Messenger RNA from Numida meleagris (helmeted guineafowl), 1266 nucleotides. Its product is annotated as zinc finger protein 252-like. Gene Ontology annotation, biological process: regulation of transcription by RNA polymerase II. The annotation marks the transcript as partial. The transcript has a single exon. Gene Ontology annotation, cellular component: nucleus. The record is from RefSeq and is a predicted model, not a curated record. Gene Ontology annotation, molecular function: DNA-binding transcription activator activity, RNA polymerase II-specific; RNA polymerase II cis-regulatory region sequence-specific DNA binding. Lineage: Eukaryota; Metazoa; Chordata; Aves; Galliformes; Numididae.
UCGGCGUCGUGCCAAUGCGGGGGGUGCGGGAAGAGCUUCGCCGGCGGCGCGGCGCCGAGCCGGCGCCAGAAGCAGCACGCCGAGGAGGAGAAGCCGUACAAGUGCGGCGAGUGCGGCAAGGGCUUCCAUUGGAACUCGCACCUGGAGCGGCACCGGCGCAUCCACACCGGCGAGAAGCCGUACCGCUGCGGCGAGUGCGGCAAGAGCUUCAGCUGGAGCUCUCACCUGGAGCGGCACCGGAGGACGCACGGCGGCGCCGGCGCGGCGGCGCAAUGCGGCGAGUGCUGCGGGAAGAAGGCCUUCGGCAAAAGCGCGCCGGCGCCGGCGCCGGGCAAACGGCGUCGCGUCGGCGUGGAGAAGCCGUACCGAUGCGCCGAGUGCGGGAAGGGCUUCGGGUUGAGCGCGGCGUUGGCUCAGCACCAGCGGGUCCACGGCGCCGGCGCCGGCGUCGGCAAAGCUUACGCCUGCGGGGAUUGCGGCAAGAGCUUCGCUUGGAGCUCGCACCUGGACCGGCACCGGCGCAUCCACGCCGGCGAGAAGCCGUACCGCUGCGGGGAUUGCGGCAAGAGCUUCUCGCAGAGCUCUCACCUGGAACGGCACCGGCGCGUCCACGUCGCCGGCGGCGGGAAGGAGAAAGCGACGUCGCGGUGGAAAUCGGCGUCGCCGGCGAAAUGCAGCGAGUGCGGCAAGAGCGUGGGGCCGAGAACCGAGGGCGUCAAGCACCAGGGGACCCAGACCGGCGAGAAACCUUACACCUGCCCCGAAUGCGGUAAGGGAUUCGGGCAGAAUUCGGCGCUGGUCAAACACCGGCGGGUGCACAGCGGCGAGAAACCGUACGCCUGCGGCGACUGCGGCAAGAGCUUCGGCGUCCGCUCCAACCUCAUCAAGCACCAACGCACCCACUUGGGCGACAAACCCUACAAGUGCCCCGACUGCGGCAAGGGCUUCAUCCAAAAAUCGGACCUGACCAAGCACCGGCGCAUGCACACCGGCGAGAAACCGUACGCCUGCACCGUCUGCGGCAAGUGCUUCAGCGUCUCCUCCAACCUCAUCAAGCACCGGCGCAUCCACCUGGGCGAGAAACCCUACGGCUGCCCCGAGUGCGGCAAGAGCUUCAUCCAGCGCUCCGAGCUCACCAUCCACCGCCGCGUGCACACCGGCGAGAAGCCCUACGCCUGCCCCGCCUGCGGCAAGUGCUUCAGCCGCAGCUCCCACCUCAACCGACACCGCCGCACCCACGCCGGGGGGAAAACCCCCGUGCCCCCC